Molecule: messenger RNA, 2501 nt
Organism: Harmonia axyridis
Lineage: Eukaryota; Metazoa; Arthropoda; Insecta; Coleoptera; Coccinellidae
Exons: 7
Coding region: 342-2501 (719 amino acids)
Source: RefSeq, a predicted model, not a curated record
CUUAAAUUUUUUUUUUCAUUUGUACUGCCCAAUGUCAAAAUGGAGCUGUAACUUGUAGUUCAUUCUGAUUUAAAUGAUGCUUAGGAUUAGACAUUAGAUUCAUUUUAGUAAAAGUCGUAGGAAGGAAAGUAUCACUUUCCAGGAAACCAUCAUUGUCUUAAAUGUAAUGGCAUACGUACAACAGUAUUCCAGGUAAUUUUAUCGAAUUACUCAAUUUUAUUCAUAUUUAAACCCCUUAAAUUUUUGUUCCAUGUGUACUGUCCAAUGGAGCUGUAGUAUAUUCUGGUUUAAACGAUACUAACAAUUAGGCAUUACAUGGUACCUUAUGCACUGAUCCAGAAAUGGAGAUUAAUCAUGCCCAAGAACCUAUACAUGAAGAUUUGAAUGAGCCUAUGGAAAUAGAGGAAUUCCAGGGAACUUCUCUAGUUGUAAAUAAUGAGGAGAGGCAUGUUAUUGAAAAUUCGAAUGAGCCUAUGGAAAUAGAGGAAUUCCAGGGAACUUCUCAAGUUGUGAAUAAUGAGGAGAGGCCUGUUAUUGAAAGUCGUGGAAAAUCAUUGUUGAGGCAACUUAGAGUUUCGAAAUAUAACUUGUCUCAACGAGAAAGGAUUUUGUUCAAUCUUUUGAAGAAAACUAAACAUAGAUAUAACAUGGUCUCCAAUAAGUUCAACAAGUUCAAGAAUAGGAUGAAUGAGGCGAAAAAAUUUACGGAGAGUAAUUUAUUUGGAAAAUUGGCUACCUCUGUCAACCAGGUAACCUUGGAUUUUUUUGCCAGUCAAAUAAGGAAUCAAAGGCGGCAAUUAAAUGCAAGGAGAUUCUCAGUUGAUGAAAAAAUUCUAGCUUUAGCAUUAUAUAAAUCAUCUCCCAAAGGAUAUCGCCUGUUGAGUAAAAUGUUUGCAUUACCAACAGGUGCUACUCUGAGGAGAUUAUUGCUAAAGCUAGAAUUUAAACCUGGUGUGAAUGCUCAUAUUAUGGAGCACCUUAAAAAGGUUGUUUAUAAGAUGAAUGCAAAAGAAAGAUUUUGUGCACUCAUAUUUGAUGAAAUGAGUGUACAAACUUUCAUCUCCUAUAGUCCUUAUAAAGACGAAAUUGUUGGCUUCGAGGACUAUGGAGAUGAAAAAAAGGCUGUUAUAGCCGAUCAUGCCAAUGUUUUUUUUAUAAAAGGUUUGUACAAGUCUUAUAAACAACCUUUGGCAUUCACAUUCAGCAGAGGAGCCAUUAAUUCAUAUAAAUUGAAAUUCCUAAUAAAAUUACUCGUAAAAGAAUUAGAAUUAAUUGGGUUGGAUGUUGUGGUCACAAUUUGUGAUCAGGGCACCACCAACACAAAGGCAGUGCAAAUGCUGCUUCAGGAAGGAAGACAGGAACAUGUGAAUCAUGACCAUUUUGGUUUUUUUGUGGACAACAAAGAGAUUGUUCCUUUAUUUGAUACUCCUCACCUAAUUAAAGGUUUAAGGAACAAUCUCUUGACAAAAGAUGCACAUUUUUUAUUAGACGAUGUCCCAAAAAAAGCAAAAUGGAGCCAUAUCAUACAGUUUUAUAAUUUGGACAUAUCUGACCCAUCAACGAAGAUAUGUGCCAAAUUAACUGAUUCACAUGUUCUGCCUGAAAAAAUUAAUAAAAUGAAGGUGAAGCUGUGCACACAAGUGUUCAGCAACACUGUAGGAAGUUUAAUGAAAAGAAUUUCUGAAUGGGAUAUUAAAUACAAAUGCAGUUUACCUUCUGAAGCAGCAGACACUGCCGAAUUAAUUUUAUUUCUGGAUAAAUUAUUCGAUUCUCUCAAUGUAUCGAAGAUUCGAAAUACACAGGGUAAGUUUUUGAAGGAACCAAUAACCACAAAAUCGGAACAUGAAAUAUUUUGGAAAAAAUCAAUAAAAAUUUUUGAAAACAUGUAUUUCUAUGAUGAAAAAAAACAAAAAAAUGUGGUGGUACCUACCAUAAAAAAUUUUAUUUGGACUUUAAAAGCUUUCGUUUACCUUAAGAGGAGGUUGUUAACUGAAAAAAAUUUCAAGUAUAUCUUGACUGGUGCUUUCAAUCAAGAUUGCCUUGAAAAUUUUUUCAGUUAUAUCCGAGGGCAUGGUGUAAGGAACACUAAUCCAAAUAUUGGCCAGUUUAUGUCCUCUUUCAAAUGCCUUACUUUGAAUAACUCCAUGUCCUCCCAUUCUGUAGGUUCCAACUGUGAAGAGGAUUUAACAUCACAUUGUUUGGAUAAUCUAAAAUCAUUUGUUUUAUCAAAAUUUCCUUUACCUCAAAAUGUUGUGCUUGAUUUAAAUAUAGUUAUUCCGAAAUUAAUAGUCCUUGAACAAAAAUCAAAAUUUAGUAGAUGUACUUUAGUUUAUAUGUGUGGAUUCAUUUGUAAAAUUUUAUUUAAAGAUAAAUUGAUCAAACAAUGUGAUAAGUGUAAAAAAAAUUUAACCUUUAACAGUGAAGAAUUGGGGGACAUGGAUUUUAUUCAGGGACCGGAGACCCUUCUACAAGUGAUUUUAUACCAUCAGAUCAACAUAUAA